Molecule: messenger RNA, 1062 nt
Organism: Didymodactylos carnosus
Lineage: Eukaryota; Metazoa; Rotifera; Eurotatoria; Philodinida; Philodinidae
Source: the annotation of a GenBank genome assembly
AUGAGUCAAGAUAUUGCAAGUAUUGUUCGUAAUGCUGGUGAUCAAAUUGGCAAUAUUCUCGCUGAUCCGACAAUUCCUGUCUCUUCCCUCUGCGGACAUCAUCAUUUUAUUGUAAAAGAUCGGCUUGCUGAAUUAAAAAUUAUUUCGAUUGGUGAAUCAAUGGAGGAAAAACGAAGAUUAUUGAACGAUUUAAUUGAAGGAAAUUCUUGGUAUAAUUAUUUUAUUAAAAAACAAUUGAUUCCUGCUCAAUUUAAAUUUGUUUAUCGUGAAUUUAUGAAUCAUGGCUGCGAUCCAUUUAGUAUCAAUCAAUUAUUUAAUGAAGAAGCCACACAACAUUUGGGCAGUAAAUAUUUGGUGACACAAAAAUUAAUUCGAUUCGUGGCUGGCUGUGGUUCUAAUUCUGUUUUUAAUAUAGCUGCUUCUUGUUAUUUCUCCGAUGAAAUUAAUCCAUAUUAUAUUUAUUUAAAAGGAUUUUUGGUUGAUUUCGUUAAUUUUGUUACAUUGCAAGAUCAGCUGACAGAAUCUGACGGCUUAACAAAGCAAAAGUCUACAUCAACACAAGAAGAAUCGGACGGCCGUGUAGUAUUAUGUUUCAAAUCAAGAAAAUCAACCGAUUUCAUUAAAUCACAUUCGACAUUCGUUAUUGGUGUCACAACAUGUUUUGGUUCGUUUAAUCUUCAAGUAUUUCGAUUAUCACAUGUAAAAUCUGCAACAAGAUUGGGUGGUGGUGAUGCACGUGAUCCAGUAUCAACAAUAUUACGAGCUUAUUACGAACUUGUAUUAGAUGUUAGUUCAGCUACACACAUUGACUCACCAUUAUCAAGGUGUUUUAAUUUGGUUUUUAUUGCAUUUCAACGCACUGGUCAAGACAAAUUUGAUACUAUUAUGGCCAGAUAUUUUGCUGAAACGCAAAGUCGUGACUAUUUUUCCGACACCAUUGAACAUUUACGAAAUUUGAAUAAUAUGCCGGGAACAGAAGAUAAAGUUAAAACUUAUUUUGACAAUGAGUUGACCUCGUUAAAGAAAAUACUUAAAGACAACGAUAAUAAACGAUUGGCGUGA